This is a messenger RNA of Hemibagrus wyckioides, 1999 nucleotides long. RefSeq names its product pleckstrin homology domain containing A2 (gene plekha2). Gene Ontology annotation, molecular function: PDZ domain binding. The record is from RefSeq and is a predicted model, not a curated record. The coding region runs from base 350 to 1507 and encodes 385 amino acids. NCBI's taxonomy places the organism in Eukaryota, Metazoa, Chordata, Actinopteri, Siluriformes, Bagridae. Gene Ontology annotation, cellular component: membrane; cytoplasm. The transcript is spliced from 13 exons.
UGCACACAACCGGAUGCGCGGUUUUGGUUUUAACUCAACGGCAGUCAACCCGGAAAAAGCCAUGUCACUGCUAUCAUGUGCUAACGCUAACUCUCCGGGUCUUGCUCCAAAACACGUAUUUAAUCCUCAGUACCAUGACAUUCAGCGGCGCUCGCGACUGGUAACAGUGUAGCCGGAGGAUCCAGGACUAAAACAAACCAGGCACAAUCAAUAAGGAUUUCUGGAUGCUUCUCGGUUGAAGGAAUUCACUGAAGACUGGUCUCUUCAAGCUCAUUAUCCUUUAGAGUGCAUUCUUGGAAAGACAGUACUGAAACUUGCAGCGAGGACCGUACACUCCAGGUUCUGGGACAUGCCUUACCUGGACAGACACAAUCGCAUCUGUGGAUUUUUGGACGUUGAGGAAAAUGAGAACAGCGGCAAGUUUUACCGGCGUUACUUCAUCUUGGACACGCCGCGUAACUCUCUGGUCUGGUACAUGGACAAUCCACAGAAUUUGCCAGAGGGAGCAGACUCUGUUGGAAGUGUGAAGCUGAGUUACAUUUCAAAGGUUGGCGAAGUCUCUGUCAAACAGAAACCCAAGACUGAGUUUUGCUUUGUGAUAAAUGCUCUGUCUCGGCGGUACUUCCUGCAAGCCAACGAUGCCAUGGACUUAAAGGAGUGGGUGAUCGCCUUGAAUAAGGCCACUAAAAUUACAGUUCCCAAAAACCCAGCACCGGUUACUCAGAGCACGGACACUGUCCCUGUGACGAGCCAGGCUCAGUCAGCAACUCGACAGGCCUACAAAACGGAGAUAGUUGGAGGCGUGGUUGUCCACACACCGGUCCAGCAGAACGAAUCGGAUGAUGUGUUCACUAAUGAAGUUGCUCCACACACGACUCUGAGGAGAUGCCAGAGUUUACGGCCAAACAUUGUGAGAUCAGGCUACUGCGUCAAACAAGGCAACGUGAGAAAAAGCUGGAAAAGAAGAUUUUUCAUUUUAGAUGACCAGACUGUGAGCUACUAUAAAAAUGAAACGGAUAAAGAUCCGUUACGCAGUAUUCGGCUGAGGGACAUACAGAAGGUUCACGAGUGCCUUGUAAAAUCAGGGGAUCUGCUGUGCCGUGACAACCUUUUUGAGAUCAUCACAAAUGCAAGAACCUUCUACAUUCAGACGGACACACCUGAAGAAAUGAACGGCUGGAUAAAAGACAUUGCAGCAAAAAUUCAGGACUUUAGAGGACCAUCAAAGAGUUAUCGCUCAGGCUGUCAGGUGAAACCACCCCUGAUAAAAUCCUGCUCCACAGCACAGUCCUGGCAGCCAUGGACCCCAGUCCCUAAGAAAACCACUCGUUCAGUUGAUGAAGAGUUAAAAGAAAGCACAUUUUGCUCGCUGCCCUCUCUCCCGGAUGCACAGGAGAGCUCUGAGUCCAGAAUACGCCAGAGACACCACUCUCAGCCUCAACAAUCUGCCACAGACCCACACUUUGCCAUGGAUAUGGACACUCACAUACGCACCUCUGAUGUCUAAGUCUGUUUCCUGCUAUCCACACUUUGUUUUAUUACAUUAUCUUUCAUCUUUUAUUUGUGCUUUUUUUUUUCUUUCUCAAAUGAAGGCCUUCAGAUUUCACACAACAUGCAAAUGCUUUUAGACAUAAUAAGUGCGACGGAAAGCAUGGAACAAGCCCAAGUGGCUUUUGAGAUCCUCGUCCGUGAGACUGUACAAGUGAAUUUAUUUUAUGAAAGGUGCUGAAAGAAGGAGCUAUCUUUUUUUUUUUGGUGAAGAAAUAAUAUGUUGAAGCCAGGCUGUAUAAUGUUUUGUGAAUAUAUAGAGAGUUUUCCAUUUAUAAGUGACAAUAUAUUUGUCUUUGCUCCACAGUGUAUCAUGUAUGGCAGACACUUGAAAGUAUUAUGGAUCGUAAAAAUGUAGACAGGUUGUUUUUGAUUGUAUUGUACUUUUAAAGUGUGCAUAAAAUGCUGCUGCGCUAAAAAAAAAUUCAAAAUAAAAUAAAUGGGAGAACUG